Messenger RNA from Telopea speciosissima, 967 nucleotides. RefSeq names its product protein LURP-one-related 6-like. NCBI's taxonomy places the organism in Eukaryota, Viridiplantae, Streptophyta, Magnoliopsida, Proteales, Proteaceae. The record is from RefSeq and is a predicted model, not a curated record. Bases 153 to 779 code for a protein of 208 amino acids. The transcript is spliced from 3 exons.
CCACACUCCAAAGAUUUCUUUGAAAAGAAAGAGAAACCCUUUUCUUUCUCUAACUUUCGGUUCAUGACUUGGUUAUAUAUUAGAGGGGUAGAAGAGGGUCCUUGUUUGUGAAUUCUAAGAGAGACUUCAAGAGCUAGCUUCCAAGAAAAGAAAUGACUGCAAAUGCCAUUAUCAGGCCUAUUGUUAGUAAACUCUACUGUUCAGCUUCACAAGUAGUCCUCACUGUAAGGAGAAGGCCUCAUGUUGUGAAUGGAGGAGGUUUUGUAGUCACAGAUUGCAGCCAGAAGAUUAUUUUCAGGGUAGAUGACUGUGGAACUCUAGGCACCAAAGGAGAACUGAUCCUGAGGGAUGGUGAAGGAGAACCAGUGCUUCUCAUUCGCCGGAAGGAAGGUAUGUUUCAAGCACUAGGCAUUAAUAGGCAAUGGAAGGGUUACAUGGUGGACUAUGAAGGGCCAGAGAAGUUGGUUUUCAUCUUAAAAGAGCCACACUCAUACCUUGCCAAGAACAACUCCAUCAGAGUCAAUGUCGGGUCUAAGCGGUUCAACAUGAAAAAGGAUUGGGAUUUUGAGGUUAGGGGUUCUUUCCCUGAUAAAGCUUGUGCCAUUAUUGAUUCAGCAGGAAACACAGUUGCCCAGGUUGGAGUGAGGAAGGAGACACAGUUGAUGAUGGUAAGCAAGGAUCUCUAUCAGGUGGUGGUGCAACAGGGGUUUGAUCAAGCUUUUGUUUUUGGGGUCAUUGCUGUUCUUGACAAUAUCUAUGAAGAAUCAAGUCACUAUUGAUCAUGUUUUGAGACAAAGAAGAAGAAGUAGUCUACCACUAUUAAUUUAAACAAUUCUUUUAACUCAUAAACAAGAUCACACUGUAGAUACUAUCUCUUGAGUGAACCAUUCAUGGAAGUGGAAGCUGUAAAAGAUAUUAAGAUUUUGCUGUUGUUCUACAUGUAAAGUUUUAUGCUCAUGUUUCUCAG